Ilyonectria robusta is the source of this 1002-nucleotide messenger RNA. RefSeq lists its product as uncharacterized. Lineage: Eukaryota; Fungi; Ascomycota; Sordariomycetes; Hypocreales; Nectriaceae. The transcript has a single exon. The record is from RefSeq and is a predicted model, not a curated record. Bases 1 to 1002 code for a protein of 333 amino acids.
AUGUCUCGUUACUCAGCUGCCCACUCAAACCCCAAUGGCCCAGGCGACUCUCGGCCAACAGCCCUCCAGAUCAUCAAAGACGAGGGAGUGGAAGGCAAGCUCAAGGGCAAGGUCAUCGUCAUCACCGGCACUUCUUCUGGCAUCGGCAUCGAAACAGUCCGUGCUCUGGCGGCUACUGGAGCUACGCUGUUCCUGACGGCUAGAAGUCCUACCAAGGCCAAGACUGCCCUCGCCGGUAUUCUGGAACCGGCCCGUAUGGAGAUCGUCGAGAUGGAUCAAGACUCUUUCGGCUCUGUCCGUGCUGCUGCAAACGCCAUCCUCGAAAAAACUGAUCGGGUGAAUAUCCUGAUCAACAACGCCGGCAUUAUGGCGGUGCAAACCCUCGAGUUCACCAAGGAUGGACACGAGUUACAGUUUGGCACCAACCACCUCUCGCACUUUCUACUCUUUCAGCUGCUCAAGCCAGCUUUGCUGGCUGCUGUGACCCCUGACUUCCCGUCUCGUGUUGUCAAUGUGUCCUCCAGCGGCCACCGAUUCCACGGGCUUAAUGCGUCAGACAACUACAAUUUCCAAAAGGGAGGUUACGGCUCGAUGGUUGCGUACGGUCAAUCGAAAACAGCGAAUAUUCUCAUGGCCAACGAGAUCGAGCGCCGCUACGGAUCGCAAGGACUUCAUGCAACAAGCCUUCACCCGGGUUUGAUCGAUACCGCCCUCUCGAAGUUCCUACCACCAGGCACAAUGAGUGCCAUGCAGGGCGAAGAGACUUUCAGUAAGACCAUGAAAUCUCCAGAGCAAGGCUGUGCUACCACAGUCUGGGCCGCAAUUGGCAAGGAAUGGGCAAACAAGGGAGGCAAGUAUCUUGAUAACUGUGCCGAAGCAUUGCCUGCUACGAGCGAUAGCGAUCAGCUGGCCCCUGUUUACGCCAGCCACAUCUAUGAUGAGGAGAGCGAGGCUCGCCUCUGGAAGGACUCGAUUAAGCUUGUUGGCUUGGAUGAUGAGUAA